CAUAUAAACACAUACAAACAAACGUUCUUGUCCACAACAAAUCUGGUUUCACCGACUCGACGGCGCCGCCGUAGUGACUGCAGAACGACUGUCUCCGGUAUGGAUCCACCCCUCCAGCGAAUCUUCACAAAGGUGGAACAGAAACCGCUCAAUGUGGGAUGAAACAGGAGGAAUUCGUCGAGACUGAGCUCUGAAAUUUCAUCAAGCAACUUGUAGAUAGUUCGUACGUUGUAGAUUGAAUGCCACUGGAAAUAAGUAGAAUACAGAUUUCUGAAGUUGUCCUCGAUAGUAACAAUCAAUACCCUUCAUUCUAACGCUCACUAGUACUGUACGUGGUUUGAAGACACGGUUGUUGUGCAAUCGGGUGGCCAGUUGCCUUUUUCGGACACCUUGAAAGUGUCGCUGUGUUACUACAGCUUCAAAUCGAACUUUUAUCACCUGUACGUUCAGCUCUCUUCGCGCGUACAUCGCGAUGGCUUCGGGAAGCCCAGACGACUCUGGUAGGCAAGCUGCCCUUCCCUGGACACCUGACGUGUCCGAGAGUGCAACCGAAGCUCUUCAAGCAUUGGACACUUACAAGAAGAAGGAUCCAUCUAAAGUGGUGGUUCGCUUCAAGGCAGUCGGUAACGCACCAAUCAUGAGGCAGAACUUUUAUAAGAUUACUGCCUCCAACCGUUUCCAGGCAGUGAUACAGUUUUUGAGGAAGGAGCUGGGCUGGAAAGCCGGAGAUCCACUGUUCACAUACAUCAAUCUCGCAUUUUCUCCCGCUCCCGACGACACAGUAUCAAAUCUCUACAAGUCAUUCGCUACGGAAGGACAUCUGAUAGUCAACUACAGCACGACGGCGGCAUGGGGGUAACAACACUCUUGCUAAACAGUGUAUAUAUAUAUUUUUCGCACAGUUGUGUCACCGUUCAACAUUAUACUUGUCACAAGUUAAUACAAAUUCUUCGUUCGUUA
This is a messenger RNA of Suillus plorans, 960 nucleotides long. RefSeq names its product putative ubiquitin-like modifier. The transcript has 5 exons. Bases 473 to 859 code for a protein of 128 amino acids. Lineage: Eukaryota; Fungi; Basidiomycota; Agaricomycetes; Boletales; Suillaceae. Gene Ontology annotation, biological process: autophagosome assembly; nucleophagy; C-terminal protein lipidation. Gene Ontology annotation, cellular component: phagophore assembly site membrane; Atg12-Atg5-Atg16 complex; cytoplasm. The record is from RefSeq and is a predicted model, not a curated record.